Bactrocera oleae (olive fruit fly) is the source of this 8007-nucleotide messenger RNA. RefSeq names its product naked cuticle (gene nkd). NCBI's taxonomy places the organism in Eukaryota, Metazoa, Arthropoda, Insecta, Diptera, Tephritidae. Gene Ontology annotation, cellular component: cytoplasm. Gene Ontology annotation, biological process: negative regulation of Wnt signaling pathway. The record is from RefSeq and is a predicted model, not a curated record.
GUGGUGCCCGUUCAGUCAGUGGUCGUACGUUGAACGUAAAAGUUAUAAUGUUAGUGAUAUGAAACGGAUUUUAUACGAAAAAGGGACGGUUAAAGGCUGAAAAAUAAACGGAAGUUCCGAGCGAGAUAUUCGGAAGUAAUGUGUUUUUGUGAAUUUUGCGAGGAAUUAUAAAAAGCAGAGCGAAAGUGUUGGAAUAAAGGAAUUAAAUUUAAAAUUUUAUUGAAAAGUGUUAUGAUAUCGAAUCAAAUGUUAUUUUGGAGAUCUAUAGUGAAAAAGUGUGAAAACAAAAAUAAACAGCAAACUUCAGCUGUAUGUAAAUAACAUGCUAGAGCGUCACGAUUUCUUAAAUGUAAAUUAAAAAUACUUGAAGUAUGCCAAAGUGCUAAAGCAUUGGACGGAUGUAAUUUCCAUAACCAAUGAAUUUCCUGUGUCGGACCAUUUGAGUGCUUUGUUUUUGUGUCGGUAGUGCUUUGCGCAUACUAUUGUCGCCGAAAAAAUAAAGACGAGUAUAAGCAAAAAAAAUUGCAAACCUACAACAAUAAAUGUUUAAAAAUAUGCAUUAGUUUUUAGUAAGACAUAGUGUGGUUUAAGUGCGGCGGUCGUAUAUAAUAAAUUUUUAGGAGUGGCUCACAAUUUGGUAUUAAAGUUAAUGUUUUCUUAAAGCGUCUACUUUUCUAGAAGUAAACAUUUGUUUUGUGUCGCCGCGAAUGGACUCAUACCUGUAAAUAAGACCAUAUGUACGUAUGUAAACACGAGUAUUGCCGACCCACGUUGCAGAGAAAGUGCGAAAUUUUGUGCGAGCUAAAAUAUUAACCGACACUGAAAAUGUCAGUUGAAUUUUGCCGAAACCAGUAAAGACGGUUAUAAAGCGGCAAGGGAGUACGUAAGUUAAGUGACACAGUAAAAUAGAGUGGAAGUGGUGGAAAAGUUGUUGCUUUCCAUACACCAAAAAACAAAUAUAUAGCGAUUUAGCUGCAGCCACUUAAGUAAGUGACGCGUUGUACCUCUGCCUGACUGUCGGCACUAAUUUUACCUGCCAAAACGAUAAGGAUAAUAAACGAGAACCGAGCUGAAGUGCAUUAAACAAAAAGUGUGAGCAGCAAAUGAUAGUCAUAGCAAAUUGAAAACAGUAUUUUAAUAAAAAAUAAAAAAGUCGUACGAAAUAAGAAUACAGAAAAUUGUUUGUCACCAACCAGCUCUACUGGUAUCCUGAGAUUUGCUGACAUUAUUGCUGAUUACAAAAAAAGUUUCCUUGCCACAAAAUAAGCAAAUACCCGGCAAUAAAACAAAAGCAAAGGUAGUUUAACCAUUCAGCCGUUAAAAGCAAACAGCCAAGCCAGCAAAAUCACAAAAUCAUCAAUGUGUAAUAUCCACCUAUGCACGCAUUGUCGGCACUCGGCUGCUACUGAUUGUUUGCGGUUGCAUUUACUUGUCGUAAAUCACGCAAACCAAUUGUCGUAGACAUUGCGCCAGACUGCAUAAAAAGCGAAAAAGCGUAGCGAGCGAAACAGUGAAUCACAGCAAACGGCAAAAGAAAAGUUAUCGACUUCCAACAGUCCGUCAAUAAAAAACGUUGACAAACUGCAUGCAACGUUGCGACGUGGAAUUACAUAUAAAACAAACAACAACAAAUCAAAUAACAAGCGGAAUAUUCAACAGCGUAAAAAGCGCGUACUUUGCAUUUAUUUUGGCGUUUCGUCGGCAACAUGGCGGGCAAUAUCGUCAAAUGGUGGAAGCAUAAAAUACUCGGCGGCUAUAAACAAUUCUCAGUCCAAGAAUGCACCACCGACUCUGAGGAGCUGAUGUACCAUCAGGUGCGCGCUUCAUCCUCCUGCAGUGCCCCACCCGACUUGCUCAUGGUGAGCGAUCGUGAAAACAAUAUACCGUUACGUUCGCCGGUAGUCAAUCUCAUUUCCAACACAACAACAACAACGGAUGCGGCUCAUCAUCACAGCAGCGCCGCUGUUGGCUGCAGCAGUGUGCAAAAACAUCAUCAUGCCACUGGACAACAGCAACAACAACAAAUGACACACCGUGAUCUACACCAACAACACUGUUCGAAGGAUGGCGGUGGUAAACAACAUUUGAAAUUGAGCAGCAAAAGUGCUUCCAGUAAAUUCAUUAAUACACAGCAACAGUUGGCCGUUAAUAGUCAACAACAACAACAACAGGAUGAAAUUGAUGGCCCACAACAGACAACGCAUCAGCGGCACUCCUCACAUCAGCACGGCAAGGAGGAGCGCAUACGGUUGGAGGAGUUCACUUGCGACGUUUCCGUUGAGGGUGGUAAGUCCACACAGCCACUACAGUUCUCCUUCACCUUCUACGACCUCGACGGCCAUCACGGCAAAAUCACAAAGGAUGACAUUGUCGGCAUCGUCUACACGAUAUACGAGUCGAUCGGCAAGUCCGUGGUGGUACCACACUGUGGCAGUAAAACAAUCAACGUCCGUCUUACUGUCAGCCCUGAGGGCAAAUCAAAAUCAGCCGCGGCCGCCGCUGCAGCUAACGGUGGAGGCGCGGGUGGCGGCGGCGGCGGUAAGUUGAAAAAAACAGGGAACGGCGCAACGGCCGGCUUAUUGGACGCGGCGACAAAGACAAACGCUGGUCACGGACAUGGACACACACGUCGCCAACACCGCUAUCGGCCGCGCAAACUAAUUAAAUCGGAUGAUGAGGACGAUGACAGUAACAGUGAUAAGGAAAAGGAAGCAGCAGCCGCGACCAAUGCUGCUGCCACAGCGACAAGUGGCGCAUUAGUCGCCAGUAGCGUGAGCGCACCCUUGGCGCCGGGUGUGGCCGGAAAGUCGAAAGGUCAUUCCAGCGGCAGCAAGUUCAAUAAAUUGAAAACCUCCGCCAUAGCGGCGGAGCAACAGCAAAUGUUGUAUCAACAACAACAGCAGCAGGAAACGGGCAACGCGGCAGCACCACAACAGCAACACACGCCACCACACAUCGACGCGUCUGCCGCAAUCUGCCCGCACGAGAGUCUCUAUGAGAAUAUGACGUCAGCAAAUCUGAAAUGUUGCAGCACUAAGGAUACGCUGCUGAAAAUCGAAGACUGUCGCGGCUGUGAGACGACAGUGACGAGUGCACCGAUUACACCUGCGGGUUAUGUACGCUCAUCGACGGAUGUGUACAUGCGACAGGCGUCGACGCGCGUCAAAAUGCUGCGUAAGGCGCGAAAACAAAAGGACCAUUGCCAUGAAAUACGUCAGCGCAGCCUCUCGGUCGGCAGCGAGGCCUGUUGGUACAAUCGGCACAUGCAACAACAACAUCCGAGCAAAUUGGAACAGUCUCAGCAGCAGCAGCAGCAAUUAGGUGAUGUUGUCGAUGGCGUUCAGCUACGUAAUCCACAGAAGAACACAGCUACCGCCGUGAGCGCCGACACCGCCUCGUCCGUUCUGGCUCAACGACAGCGCAACUCCGCUGAAUGCUGGAAAACCGCAUUGAAUCGCAACGACUUGAUGAGCAUUAUACGGGAGAGCAUGGAGAAGAAUCGUUUGUGUUUUCAGAUGAGCGGAAAACCUCAAGCAAAUGUGAGUCCUAUAAGGCAACCACAACUUCAACUUCAGCCUUACAGUCAGCAGCAGUUACAGCAACAACAGCUACAGCGCUCAAAUACUGUGUCGAAAAUACCGACCUUAAUUGCGAACCACAGCAAUGCAAUUAUCAACCACAGCAGCAGCAACAACAACAAUCACAGCAACAGCAACAACAACAACAACCAUCACCAUCAUCAUCACAUCCCCAACAACAGUCCCAGCAACAGCAACAGCAGCAGUCACAGUCACAGCAGCAAUCACACGAACAACAACAGCAGCGAAUUAAAUUUACACGACAUCAGCACCACCAACACCACACAAUACCAUCCUCAGCCACAUAUACCCAUCUACCAUCAACAAAUGGCCAUUAAUCCCGCUGUGCUCGCCGCACAAAGUGGCAUGCAGCAUGGUGUACAUAGCAAAAUGAAUUUGUGCGGCUACGAUUCUUUUUUACACGCCACUAUUUGCGGUGGCGGCACCAGUCACUCGCCACCGCCGACAACGAGCGGCAGUGUCGGCGCCUUAACUGCCACCACAUUGGUGCCGCAAAUUGUCGGCCACAAUCAACAGACUAAUCAACAACAACUAAUCGCAACAGUACAACCCAUUAUGAACGCAGUUCCUAGCAGCCAAAGCACGCCCGCAAAGGUCUUCCUCAACUCCACCACGCACCAGAUCAAAACGAGCAAAAUAUUGCGCAGCGGCUCAUACUCACAACAACAACACACACCGCUGCACAGCUUCACCGCACAUAAUUCACCACAGUACAGUGGCUAUCAGCGGCUGUCAUCUUCCAAUGCGCACCACAGCCACGGGCAUGGACAUGGUGGCCAUCAGCAACUACACCAACAGUGCGCCAAUAAACUGGCGGCUCUGAGUCUCGCCGACGCGCCGUUAACGCAUAAUUCACCUGUAGAGCACAUCGAGAAGUGGCUAAAGAACAAUAGCGCCCAACAUCAGCGCAAGGACAGCGCCAUGAAACAUGCUGAUAGUGCGCUCUACGCCAAGCUGAGCGAAAAGCUGCAAGAGAGCACCCUGAGCACACACAACCAACGUGAAAAUGUGCAGCGCCGCAAGUACAAAUCCGCACAUAAGUUGCGCAUGCCGACUGCGCGCAAUACGCCCACAGUGCAGUCGAAGAGCGCAUGCGCGCCUAAUGGCAUACAGUCGAGCAGCUCGAACACGAGCAUAGGCACCUACGCAGCGCUCAUACCGAUACACGGCGACCCGGCGGAAUGUGAGAACCUCAUCGCGCCGACCACAACCGACGACGAGGCGGUGAAUGAGGCGCCUUCAGCGCUGUUUUACACGUCGUGCAAAGCUGCCGCAACCACAACGCCGAAGUCAAAUGCAACGCCCAACGCUGCGGUGGAGUCAGACAAUCAAGAGAACAAUGUGGCAACCGCCAAAUUGGUGGACAUAAACGAUGAGACAGAAUUGGUGGCUGUUGAAGCUGUGGAGGGCGCGGUGGAUGAUCUGGAUGUGACAUUGCGCGUAAGCGAUGCGGCUGAGGUCGAGGAGGUAGAUGCAGAGGAAGGUGAGGAAGAUGAGGAGGAGGAGGAGGCAGAGACCGAAGAGAGUGGCGGUAGUGCGAGCGCGGCAAAUACGAGCGGCGGCGCGUCGUCGCUGAUACAUCGUUAUGUGCACGAGCACAUACACCAUCAUUAUCAUCACUUUGAAGAAAAAGACGAAUAAAAAAUAAAUAAUAAUAUUAAAUUUAUUUAACAAAAACACAAACAACAUAUUAUAUGAGAUUAGGCUCAUUGACUGAGCCAGCGUUAGACUAAAUUGUAUAUGUACUUGAUUGGUAGUGUUAUAAUAACAAAAAAAAUAGAUAUAUAUAUAAUAACAAAUACAAAUCAGCGUUUAAGUGUUGCUUAGCUGUAAUAUAUAUUAAUGUUAUCAAGUAUUCUUCAGUGAAUUUCUCACAACUAGCAUUGCUGUUGAUUACAAUGCUUGAAGGCCCAAAAGUAUGCUAUAAAUGUAAUGCUUAUGCUGUAAGGACGCAAAGUUGACUGCUGUAGGUAGGUUUGCUUACGAAAUAGCCAAUUGAAAGUGCAUUACAAUAAUUUAAAAUAAGCAUUUUCAUAUAAAAUACUUAAAAAUCAUUUACAGGCACAGAAAAAACUCUAACAUUUUUUAGCAAGCAAAUAAUUGGCAUACAAUUUUAAAACAAUUUUUUUACUGCAAAUUUUAAUUAUUUUUAUUAAAUUUCAGUUGUUACUGACCUCAAAACUGUAUUUGAAAAUUUUUAAUGGAGUGAAAGUCUUGCCAACAUAUCCGCAAAAGCAUAUCAACAUUGCCAAAUUUUCUAUAUACAAAAUUAACAGCAUGCAUUUAGGAGCGAAAUAAAAGAAAUGUCCCAAAUAGCUGCUAAAUUGAUACAACAACAACUUUGAAAUUAUUAGAUACAGAAAUUGCAAAAAUUUCAGUUCAUAAAGCCUUAAAAACUUUAUUAUACAGUAACGCGCAUAAUUUGAGCAUUAGGCUUUUAGAUUUCACUGUUAUUAUGCUGGUAACCGAUUGAUUUUGAGUCCUACAAUAUUUUAAAAACAAUUUAGCAUAUAGUAUUUCGAAAAAUUCUAACAAGAGAUUAAUGUUUAAUUUUAAAUUUCACCGUGCAUUCGGUCAAACGGAUUUGAAUAUCUGCAAAAAUUUAGUGGGUUUAGUAAAUACUAAAUUUAUAUUCAAAUUAACACAAACUAACAUUUAAUUAUUUUAUAAUUAAAUUUUAUUAUUUUCUAAUUUCGUUUUCAUAUUUUUGCUAGUUUUUAUUUUGUUACAUACUGAUAUAUUUUCCAAAUUAUAUAUAAAUAUAAUUAUUUGUAUUCAACUGUUUUAUGCUAAAAAGCGUAAUUAGCGUUUAAAAACAAAUUUUUUGUAUAUUUUAGAGUUUGGAAAGUUUUAAAGUUGACUGCGUUUCUAUACUUUACAGAAAGUGGUACUAAAUUUACGCACACCACUGUAGUGAGAAACCAUUUUUUUUUCUUAUUUUAUAGCAAAAAUUUUCAAUUUACCGAUAUUUAAUGACAGAUUUGCGUACUUUUUAAGUUUUUCAUAAAAAAUUUCGAUUAUUUCGAAUUUGCGAGCAUUGGUUAAAAGCUUUGUAAACAAAAUAAAAACCAAAAUUUUAAAACUAUAAAUAAUUUUCGGCGAAAGGAUACUAAAGUAUUAGCGAGGUUUGCUUACAAAAAAAGAGAAAAACAAAAAAAUUAAAAAACUAUUGUAGCGGUAAAUAUAAAUUAAAUAGAAAUGUUAUUUGUUACUCAAAUAAACUAAGCAACUACACUAUUGUUGUUGCAAAUAUGUACUUGGGAAAUUUAAGGAAUUUAAGCGCAACGCUGGGGACCAUAUUACCAAUGCUAAAAAGUAAAAAUUAAAAUGCAAAACAAUAAAAAUUAAGCAAAUACAAAUAAAAUAGAUAAUUAAUUGAAUUUAAGCAAAAUUGCGCACAAAAUAAAUGCAUAAUGAAUUGAACAACAAAUACAUACAAAUAUGAAGAAACAUUCACACAAGCAAACACUAUAAAAAUGUAAAAAAAAAUAUGUAUACAUAUAACAAAUACAACUGUGGAAACACUAUUGUAACUGUAUAAAUUAUCUAUGAAAUAUUAAAUAUAUUAAAAUAUUUAAUUCAACUAUCUAAAUGAGUGUGUGAAGUUAUUGUAAAAGCUGACGUUGCUGACAAAUAUAUAUACCUAAAAUACAAAAAUAAAAAUGCAUGCAUAUAAAAAUUUAUAUACAUACAUACAAACCUAUACAUAUAAUAUAAAUGUUUCGCUUGCAUAAAAAACAUACAAAAUGAAAACUAGUUGAAAUUGUUUGAUAGUACUUGAAUAGCAAAUAAAACCAACAAGAGAUUUAGAAAACAUUAGCACAGUUACAUACACAUAUAUAUAUGCAUGUAUACUAACGCAGUUGACAAAUUAUAAAAUUAUUAAAUAUUAAUAUUUUUUUGCUAAAUACAUGUGGCAACCAAUUGUUUUGCGCAGUUCAAUAAAAGAUGUUGAUUACUUUAAGCAAACACUAAUCGAUUUUAUAUGCAAAGAAUUUCAACUGACUCAAAUAGUUAUGUACAGUGGGUAUAUACAUAUUUAUAGUUAAUAUUUUAGUACUAAGUUUCAUCUUCACCUUCGAAUUACAACAACCUAUCACCGCUGAAUUUAUUAUUUUUUUAUAGAUAGCCAAUUUUUCUUUAUAUAUUAUAUAUACUUCUAUUUAUCUGUAGUUAUGUAUUUAUUAUAUAUAAAUUAUAGAUACUUUACGCAUAUAAAUAUAAUUGCUGCAACAUAUGUUCAAUUCUGUCAAUAUAUACAUCUACUACAUAUAUAUUAUUUUUUCUUAAAACAUAGAAAAAGACUGAUUUCCAUUUAUGAAUUUAUUGAAAAAAUGAGAAUUUUUUUAAAAUAUGUAUCUAUGGAAAUACAUACAAUAAAUUAUUGAAUGAAUUGUGAAAAAGAAAC